Molecule: messenger RNA, 365 nt
Organism: Schistosoma guineensis
Lineage: Eukaryota; Metazoa; Platyhelminthes; Trematoda; Strigeidida; Schistosomatidae
Source: the annotation of a GenBank genome assembly
UUUUGUGUGGCGCAUAUAUAUUGGCGCUCUCUUGUACCAAUAUUUAUGUGUUCAAAUAAAUUAAUAAAUAAAUUCCGGAUAAUGUUGACGAUCUUCUCAGAUAGUCACACCAUAGUGUCUUCUUAUCCACACUGCCGAAUGCUUUCUCAUAGUCAAGGAAGUUAUUGGAUGGUGACGAGUUCCAUUCAAUUGAUUGUUGAACGAUGGUCUGUAGUAUCACGAUUUGGUCAGAACACGACCGAUCCUUACGGAAUCCAGUCUGCUGAUCUCGAAGUUGGGUGUCUACUGAAUCUUUCAUCCGAUUCAGCAAUACGCUGUUGAAAACUUUUCCUGGUGCAAAUAGUGGUGUGAUGCAUCUACAGUUC